UUUAUUUUAUUUUAUUUAUUUAUUUAUUCAUUUUCAGUGGUGCAAUUACUUAAAUGGUAUUAAAAUUGGGAGUGUUCCAAAAUCUGUUUUAACGUCCUCUCCAUUCCUUCGCAUUCGCAGAAGUGAUUGUCAUCAUCGAUAUUUUAUAUAUACACUCCCAAAAAAAAAAAAAAAAAACACUUUCUUUUUAUAUCUCGCAUUCCAUUUCUUUGUUUUCUCAGUUGAGGAACUCUCUCUUUCUCGCUCUCGAUUUUCUUUCUCUCUCUCUAUAUUCAAGUUUUCUGUUCUCUGCAAGUUGAAAAUGGCUGCUGCCGCUGCUGCUCUUAGCCCUGCGGAUGCCGAGAAGCUCUCCAAUCUCAAAUCUUCUGUGGCUGGACUUAACCAAAUCAGUGAGGAUGAGAAGAAGGGAUUCAUCAACCUCGUUUCUCGCUAUCUCAGCGGCGAAGCGCAGCAUGUUGAAUGGAGUAAGAUCCAGACACCUACUGAUGAGGUAGUCGUUCCUUAUGACAGCCUGGCACCCGUUUCUGAUGAUCCUGCUGAAAUCAAGAAGCUGUUGGACAAGCUUGUUGUGCUAAAGCUUAAUGGAGGUUUGGGGACAACAAUGGGUUGCACUGGUCCCAAGUCGGUCAUUGAAGUUCGUAAUGGAUUGACUUUUCUUGACUUGAUUGUCAUUCAAAUUGAGAAUCUCAAUUCUAAAUAUGGUUCCAAUGUUCCCUUGCUUCUAAUGAACUCGUUCAACACUCAUGAUGAUACAUUGAAGAUUGUUGAGAAGUACUCACAGUCAAGUGUUGAGAUUCAUACUUUCAACCAGAGCCAGUAUCCUCGUCUGGUUGUUGAAGAUUUUUCACCACUUGCAUCCAAAGGAGUGACUGGCAAGGAUGGAUGGUAUCCUCCUGGCCAUGGUGAUGUAUUCCCCUCCUUGAAGAACAGUGGCAAACUCGAUGCCUUAUUGUCCAAGGGAAAGGAGUAUGUGUUUGUAGCCAACUCGGAUAACUUGGGUGCCAUCGUCGACUUGAAAAUAUUAAAUCAUUUGAUUCGAAACAAGAAUGAAUAUUGCAUGGAGGUUACACCAAAAACCUUGGCUGAUGUGAAGGGUGGCACUCUUAUUUCUUAUGAAGGAAGGGUUCAGCUUCUGGAAAUUGCUCAAGUCCCUGAUGAACAUGUCGGUGAAUUCAAGUCAAUAGAGAAGUUCAAAAUUUUUAACACAAACAACUUGUGGGUGAACUUGAAUGCAAUUAAAAGGCUUGUGGAAGCUGAUGGACUUAAGAUGGAGAUUAUCCCAAAUCCAAAGGAAGUGGAAGGAUUCAAGGUACUUCAGCUAGAAACUGCAGCUGGUGCAGCAAUACGGUUCUUUGAUCAUGCUAUUGGUGUCAAUGUGCCUCGAUCUCGAUUCCUUCCAGUGAAGGCUACUUCAGAUUUGCUUCUUGUUCAGUCUGAUCUUUAUACCUUAUCUGAUGGCUUUGUCACCCGCAAUCCGGCAAGAAAAAAUCCUGCAAAUCCUUCUAUUGAACUGGGGCCUGAGUUCAAGAAGGUUGGCAACUUCUUGAGCCGAUUCAAGUCGAUCCCUAGUAUCAUUGAGCUUGACAGCCUCAAGGUUGCUGGUGAUGUGUGGUUUGGUUCUGGAGUUGUUCUCAAGGGGAAAGUAAACAUCACAGCAAAAUCUGGGGUGAAGGUGGAAAUUCCUGAUGGAGCUGUGCUUGAAAACAAGACCAUUAAUGGCCCUGAGGAUCUGUGAGUUUCUCAACGAAAAUAUUUCAGAAGAACACGUAUCCAUUUUGAAGAUCAGGUCUAUUUGUCAAUUAUGUAAUGCUCUGUGUAUGCUGAGAUGAGAUGAGAUGA
Messenger RNA from Ziziphus jujuba (common jujube), 1839 nucleotides. Its product is annotated as UTP--glucose-1-phosphate uridylyltransferase. The record is from RefSeq and is a predicted model, not a curated record. Gene Ontology annotation, biological process: UDP-alpha-D-glucose metabolic process; glycogen metabolic process. NCBI's taxonomy places the organism in Eukaryota, Viridiplantae, Streptophyta, Magnoliopsida, Rosales, Rhamnaceae. The transcript is spliced from 21 exons. Gene Ontology annotation, cellular component: cytoplasm. Gene Ontology annotation, molecular function: UTP:glucose-1-phosphate uridylyltransferase activity. The coding region runs from base 302 to 1735 and encodes 477 amino acids.